AUGGCUUGUUGCCCGACUGAAGAGAAAUAUGGCUACGAAGAUAGCCGAUUUGAAAAAGAUGUCGACCAGCACUUUCAUUGUUCAAUCUGUUACAAUGUUUUUAAAGAACCGAGGAUGUGUAGGAAUAAUGAACACGUCUUUUGUCUUGCCUGCAUCAGUGAACAUUUGAAGGUAAAUUCUCAAACCUGUCCUGAAUGUAGCGAACAUUUGAGUGUAGACACGCUUCGUCGGCCGCGGGUGUUGAGUAAUUAUUUGUCGAAGCUGAAGAUCAACUGUGACUAUGCCAGUCGGGGAUGUCCUGAGUUUACCUGUGUUGAAGAUCUCAAAGCUCAUGUUGCAAGUUGUGGUUUUGCGCCUGUGUUUUGUUCAAAUGAAAAUUGUGGCAUGGAGAUUAACAAGCAAGAGAAGGACCAUCAUGAGACUGUGGUUUGUGAAUAUAGGAAAACGAACUGUCAUGACUGUGGACAGAUACAGGAAGUUGUGGGAAGAUUGGAAGGAAGUUUGGUGGCACUGGAUGGAAACGUGGAAGCAGCGAAUGAAAAGAUGGAGAAAAAUCAUGCAGACAUGAAAAAGAUUGUUGGGAAAAUUGGAAGGAAGUUUAGUGCAAAUGAAUAA
This is a messenger RNA of Paramuricea clavata, 615 nucleotides long. NCBI's taxonomy places the organism in Eukaryota, Metazoa, Cnidaria, Anthozoa, Malacalcyonacea, Plexauridae. The record is from the annotation of a GenBank genome assembly.